AUGGCCAUGAUCCGUCUCCCCCCAACCCGAAUCGUCCCAAGCCGCGACGAUAUCCAUGAUCACAUCGAGCAGAUCUUCGAUCGCCUGUACGAACGGCUCCGCGCGCUCGAACCAGAAUUCUAUGACGAUGAUUUCGGUGACGACCUAGCAUCCCUUAUCGACGCAGAUGUCCCCUCGUCGUUCCGGUCGAGUUCAGCUGCUGACGAGGACUAUGACUCGGAAGCGAGUUCUGUAUUCAAUGCAGACUAUGAAUACAAGCGUUAUCCAUCUUCACAACUCGAGGACUAUUGGAUAAAUGAUGGGCUUUCUCUGUCGGAUUCUAGGGUCAUCGAGCAUCCUCAUCCUCAACAGUAUCCUGAACGCGAGAUCUCUGACACGACAUACGAGGGCUCGUAUGAAUAUGGUUCGUAUGAAACGGCGAUGGAGCCGGUCAUUGGUAUGCAGGAGGAUGGUCUGGGCUCGGGUUCGCCAUCUAGUCGCAUGGACUAUGGAGAGUCGAGCAGGGCUCCUUAUUCACUGGAGGAGAACCAACCACUUCAGCCUUCAGAUACAGAAAAGACCUCGAAACUCAAUCGUGGUUUAGACUCGAUGCUCGUCUCUUUUAACAAAGAGAAGAAUCGAUCAGUACAAUUCGCCCAUCCAAUCCAUCAGACUUCUCCCAAUUCUCGAGACAACAAGAUGCCUGGGUCGAUUCAGGAUGAACGAAAUAUACCCCAGCCUGACGCCCAUAUGAGGGAUGCCCCCGAACCUGAUGCCACUGAGAGCGAAAAUAACAACACCUCUCAUGUCUCAAGCAUGGUCUCUCAGAACAGAGGCAAGAAAGCCCGCGUAUCUGCAGGCUCCCGCAUAUCUGCAGCUUCAAGCGACACCAAGUUUAAAAAACGCACCAGCCAGUUACCAUUUGAGGGCAAAACUUCGAGCUCUAGCAACAAGCGAGGCGCACAUGCCACCGGAGCCGCCAGCAAUCAAACGGAAAGGACAGUGUCUCAGUGGACAGAGCUACCUCGACCAGCUACCAGACGUACCAGUUGGCACCCCAUCAGCGCGCCACAGGAGCAGAAAGGAAGGCGACAGCCCACAAACAGGGGCCAAGUUAACUCAAUAGGUCAAAGCAUGAGUCGCACGACAAACACCGCCCAAACCCACACGUCCAGCUCACGUCCUGCUAGUAUCCAAGGCUCAGCGCUAUUAGCCUCGAACAAUGUUCAACGUCCGGAUAGGAGCACCCACACUACUCCAUCUACUCAGCCCUCUACCGCACAGCCCACCACAAUCGCAUCUGCGCCUGCAGGAAUAAAUAUGCCGCCCCAAACGGCCCUCAACCCCGAAAAGUGGGAGCAUAUGAUGGAGGUGUCUCGGGUGUACCGGGAACAUGUCAGCCAUAUGCUAAUGGAGAUGGAGAAGGACGAGGAUAAUGCGAAUGUAUUUGGAUUGGGUGAGUUGCGUCGGAGGCCAUUGGGUGAUCUAUUUAAUUGA
Messenger RNA from Aspergillus ruber CBS 135680, 1476 nucleotides. RefSeq lists its product as uncharacterized. The transcript is spliced from 4 exons. Bases 1 to 1476 code for a protein of 491 amino acids. The record is from RefSeq and is a predicted model, not a curated record. NCBI's taxonomy places the organism in Eukaryota, Fungi, Ascomycota, Eurotiomycetes, Eurotiales, Aspergillaceae.